Messenger RNA from Haliotis rufescens (red abalone), 6818 nucleotides. RefSeq names its product collagen alpha-1(IV) chain. The coding region runs from base 318 to 5648 and encodes 1776 amino acids. Gene Ontology annotation, cellular component: basement membrane; collagen trimer. The transcript is spliced from 40 exons. Gene Ontology annotation, molecular function: extracellular matrix structural constituent. The record is from RefSeq and is a predicted model, not a curated record. Lineage: Eukaryota; Metazoa; Mollusca; Gastropoda; Lepetellida; Haliotidae.
AAUACCGACAAAUUUUCUAGUUUAAUCAUGUAUUGAGAUAUGACUGGGUAAAGUGGGGAAUUUCCUAGACAAAAUAGUUCAAAUUUGGUGCCGUUCUGAAACUUGAGAAAAUAGUGCCCCUAUUUUGUCGUCUGCAGUUUGGUGCAUAUUCCCUCAACUCGAGACAAGAUGGUGGAAAACUGAAGAAACUAGCCCGUCUCGGAGUGAGGGAUAGUGUGGAACAGCGAGUUUGAGGGGCUUGCUGGCUUUCCUUUGGCCAGUAGGCUUUAUCAUAGUAUUAUUCUACACAAGCAAAGUGUGAUUUAACUUUUAACAACAUGAGACCCAAGGAAUUUCUGAAGCGGCACUUGCCGUUAGUUCUAGGAGUGAUUCUCUUCUUGGAUUAUUUGGAUACUGCUUCUGGAGCCGCUUGUAAAGGAUGCACAUCGUCUGUGUGUAUCUGUGAGGGCCAGAAAGGAGAAAACGGAGGGAGAGGACUGCCGGGUCUCCAGGGUCCCCCUGGCCUGCCUGGCUUUCCUGGACCAGAGGGCCCCCUUGGCCAAUUUGGGAUGAAAGGUGACCUGGGUGAGGUUGGCGCACGAGGACCUAAGGGAUUCAGAGGAACUUCAGGUCUGCCCGGUUUCACUGGAAUACCAGGUAUCCCGGGUCAGUCUGGUAUGGAGGGACCGGUAGGACCCCAGGGAUAUCCCGGCUGCAAUGGAACCAAGGGAGGUGCAGGUUUCUCUGGACAAUCUGGUCUGCCUGGCCUGCCAGGAUCUAGAGGGCGUCCAGGUCGACCCGGUAGAAAGGGACAACCAGGAGCAAGUGAAGGUUUCCGUGUUGGCUAUAAGGGUGAGCCAGGUGAAGAUGGACUAAUUGGAGAGGAGGGUUUGGCGGGAGAAAUUGGUCUGCCUGGUGACUAUGGCUACCCCGGAGAGAGAGGUCUACCUGGUGUGGAAGGGCUGCCUGGUCCCAAGGGCUACAAAGGUUUGCCAGGAGCAAAGAAGCUUGGACACAAGGGUGCAAAGGGAGACACUGGAGACCCGGGUCCCCCAGGCAAAUUCCCCGUGGUGGGACCUGUGGAGGUCCGGUCCGGCAUUCCUGGAGACAAGGGUGAAGUAGGUCCUAAAGGUCCUCCAGGAGAUCCUGGCGACAAGGGCAUGGAAGGAAACAAGGGUGACCCAGGUCUGAGUGGGCUGAAGGGCCCCAAGGGUAUGGAUGGACCCUCAGGAAGAAGGGGCAAACGUGGUAAAGAGGGACCCCAAGGUCCAUAUGGAGGGAAGGGCUUCCCUGGUGCCAAGGGUUUCUCAGGCAAUGCAGGAAUAAAUGGAGUGAAGGGUAUGUUUGGUGAGCCAGGCUUCGCUGGACGACAGGGUCUUCAAGGUUAUCCUGGUCCACCCGGUAUCCUUGGCAAUGGCACUGGCACUGGCCGGCCUGGCCCGAGGGGCAGAAUUGGACCAUCAGGGCCUAAAGGUUUCCCAGGGACUCCAGGUUUUGAUGGUGAGGAGGGUCGCCGUGGUCUGCCUGGUCUGUCUGGCCUCCCCGGCACCCAGGGUCUGCCUGGUCUCCCUGGUAUUCCUGGCAUGUCCAUGAAGGGAGACAGAGGUGUUCCAGGUCUGCGUGGUAUUGACGGAAAAGACGGUCUUGUGGGCUACCCUGGUCUGGCUGGGGAGAAUGGAGAAAAUGGUCGGCCUGGUGAGACUGCGUAUGGUCCGCCUGGUGAGCAAGGUCUUUCCGGUCUUCCCGGACUUCCCGGUUUACCUGGUAUCCCUGGAGAUUCUGGCUACCCUGGACAGGCUGGCUACCCUGGAGAGGGCUUCACAUUGUUUGGGCCUAUUGGACCGCGUGGACUGCCUGGUGACAGAGGUGUGCCUGGUCCACCUGGCGUGGAUGGUCUUCCUGGUCUUUCUGGAGACCAAGGUUUCCGUGGAGAAGACUGUGGGUUCUGUCCAGAUGGAAUUCCUGGAGCUCGGGGAGAUAAUGGCGACUCUGGCAGACAAGGUCAGGAUGGAUUCCCAGGCUUGCCAGGGUUCCAGGGUGAGAAGGGUCAGCCUGGUGAGUUCGGACUGCCUGGCCCUGACGGUAGAUCUGGAGAGCCUGGUGUUCCAGGACGUGAUGGUGCCCCAGGUUUUCCUGGCGCCAAGGGAUUACCAGGUGAACCUCUGGGAUUCGUUGACGUAGAGAGAUACCGAGGCCCUGCUGGUCCCAAGGGGUCAACAGGCUACCCUGGUCUGCCUGGCAUGGAUGGUUCCAUGGGAACAGUGGGGGACAGAGGUCUGUCUGGAAGUCCUGGCUACCAGGGAAUGAAGGGUGAUUCUGGCAUUCCUGGUGACACUGGUCUUGAUGGUCUACCUGGUGUUCCUGGUCUGUCUGGCAACAAGGGUCUGCCUGGGGAUGAAAUCCCUGGUGCCAGGGGAGAAAAGGGUGAUCCUGGUCUUGGAGGGCUGGAUGGAGGCGAUGGCAGGAAAGGAAAAAAGGGUCAAAUGGGAGACCCUGUAGCACUACCAUUUAAGCUGGAUCUGAAGGGCGAAGUUGGAAUAAGAGGACUACCAGGUAUUCCAGGCCGAGAUGGAGAACCAGGCUUUGAGGGUGAAUUUGGCAUGGAUGGCCUUCCUGGUAGGCCCGGUCUGCCAGGAUUACCUGGCAUGAAAGGUGUUGAUGGUCUUGCUGGUCUGCCUGGUGGUCAAGGAGGGCGUGGAUCCAAGGGCUAUCCCGGUUUGCCUGGAGAUGAAGGGUUGCCUGGGCUGCCAGGAAUUAAGGGCUUUCUUGGGGAUGAUGGACUGCCUGGUCUGCCAGGAUUAAGGGGACCUCGUGGUGAGCCUGGACGCACCCUGUCACGUGGCAUCCCAGGGGAGAGAGGUGAAGAAGGAUUUCCUGGUGAACCUGGUAUAGGUGGCGCCAAGGGUGAGCCUGGUCGGCCUGGAACACCUGGGCCUGAUGGUAUCCCUGGCGGAUUUGGUGAGGAUGGACUUCCUGGCCUUCCCGGAAGCCCGGGGUUGAAGGGACUGUCUGGAGAUAAUGGAGGACCUGGUCUCCCUGGCUUGUCAGGCUUGCAGGGAAUGCAGGGAUUCCCAGGAUCCCCUGGUCUGCGUGGUGUCCGUGGUGAUGAUGGUCUGCCUGGUAUACCAGGAUUUAGUGGCGCCAAGGGAAGCCCUGGUCUCCCUGGUAUUCGUGGUCUUGAUGGGGAAGAUGGUCUUUCUGGUAUUCCAGGAGAGUCUGGUCUGGAUGGUCUGCCAGGACGCCCAGGUCUGGCUGGCAUGAAAGGAGUCAGUGGUAUUCCUGGAUCCCCCGGUACAGAUGGUCAGACUGGAUUGCCUGGUCAAUCUGGUUCGAAGGGCGAUGUUGGUGAAGCUGGUUUUCCUGGCCUGCCUGGUCUUCCCGGACAGGCAGGACUCAAGGGCUUCUCAGGUGAACCUGGUCUCCCUGGUCUCCCUGGUCAGAAAGGAGACACUGCACCUUUUGGCUUCAAAGGCGUGAAGGGUCAGAGAGGUCUUGAUGGUCUGCCGGGUCUGUCUGGACAACCAGGUCUCCCUGGACGGCAGGGAUCUUAUGGACUGAAGGGUGAAACCGGACUCAGCUACCCAGGAGAAAUUGGUCGUGAGGGCCUCCCUGGUUUAAGUGGCCUCCCAGGCCCUGAUGGACAAUCUGGCCCCAAAGGCAGGAUCGGAGAGAUGGGAAUUCCUGGUCUGGAUGGUUUGCCUGGAGACCCUGGUCUGCAAGGUAGAGAUGGCAGUGACGGCCUCCCCGGUCUUCCUGGGUUGAAGGGAGGCAGAGGCCUUGAUGGUCUGCCAGGCCUCAAUGGAGAGCAAGGUGGCUUGGGUGUGGAUGGUUUUCCUGGCAGCCCUGGUCUCCCUGGCCGUAUAGGUGAUCGUGGUCAGGAUGGCCUGCCUGGUAUCGAUGGAGAGCUUGGCCAGCCUGGUGACGAUGGUCUGCCUGGUCUGCCAGGAUUGUCAGGUCUGCCUGGCAUGAAGGGAUCGCCUGGUUCCUCUGGCCGCCCUGGUGUUGAUGGACUUUCUGGAGGUCGUGGUGAUGAUGGUUUGCCUGGUCUUAAUGGCCCUCGUGGAUCACGAGGAGAGAACGGACUCCAAGGCCGACCUGGUCUUGAUGGCGAGCCUGGUGCACCAGGUUAUGAUGGAGGCCCUGGUUUGCCAGGUCUGCCAGGAGAGGAAGCACCAGCAGGUCGCCCUGGACCCCCCGGCGUGGACGGCAUACCAGGCAGCCCUGCACUGCCUGGCCUUCCAGGUUUGCCAGGAAAUGAGGGUCUACCGGGUCGACCUGGAUUACCAGGCCAGAAGGGAGAGUCCGCCUAUUCUCUACCUGGAUUUAAGGGCAUGAGUGGAGAGCCAGGUCUUGAUGGUCUGCCAGGCUUACCAGGAGAUCGUGGAGUACCAGGACAGCCAGGAUUACCGGGUCUGUCAGGAAUGAAGGGAGAAGCUGGUUUCCCUGGUCUACCAGGAACUGAUGGUCGCGAUGGAGAACCAGGCAGGAUUGGAGGAGAUGGAGAUUCUGGCCUACCUGGUCUAUCUGGUGGAGAAGGUCGCCGUGGUGACGAUGGUCAGAAUGGUUUGCCUGGACGCCAGGGAGAGAGAGGUGAUCCUGGCUUCCCUGGUGAGAGGGGUCGACCAGGAAUUCCUGGUAGUAAUGGUUUGAAGGGCUACCCCGGUGACCCUGGUCCCAUUGAUAUAGUCGAUGUGCGUAGCCCACGAGGUGAAGAGGGAGAACCAGGUGAAUCCGGUCGACCAGGUUUAGAAGGACUAAGGGGAGGUCGAGGUGAUGAUGGCCUGCCGGGUCUGAACGGCCUUCGUGGUACGGAAGGGUUCCCCGGAACCCCUGGAAUCCCUGGUGACCAAGGCAACUCAGGCCAGCCUGGUAUUCCUGGUAUUGAUGGCAUGCCUGGUCUCCCUGGUUUGCCAGGAUUCCCUGGUGAGAUUGGAGGUCCCGGAGGAGAUGGAUUUGGCCCUGGCAUUUACUUCACAAGGCACAGCCAGACCACCAACGUUCCCAACUGUCCCGUAGGAACAGCCAAUCUCUGGAUUGGAUACUCAUUGCUGUAUGUUGUUGGCAAUGGGCGUGCACAUGGACAGGACCUUGGUACUGCUGGUAGCUGCCUGCCCAGGUUCAGCACCAUGCCCUUCAUGUUCUGCAACAUCAACAACGUCUGCAACGUGGCAUCCCGCAGCGACUACAGCUACUGGCUGGCCACACCAGAGCCCAUGACGCCCAUGAUGAACCCAGUCAGCGGAGAACAGAUCAGACCCUACAUCAGUCGCUGCACAGUCUGUGAAGCACCAUCACCUAUCAUGGCCGUCCACAGCCAGACCAUGGUGCUGCCUGAAUGUCCCGGAGGCUGGAGGUCUCUCUGGAUCGGCUAUAGUUUCAUUCUUAACACCGGUGCUGGUUCUUCAGGCUCCGGACAGUCCCUGGAUUCCCCAGGCUCCUGCCUCGAGGACUUCCGUGCCGCUCCUUUCAUUGAGUGCCAUGGAAGAGGCACAUGUAAUUACUAUGCAACGUCUUUAAGUUUCUGGCUAGCUACUUUAGAAAGAGAUAACCAGUUUAGCAGGCCACGCUCAGACACUCUCAAAGCAGGCAAUUUACGGAAUAAAAUAAGCAGGUGCCAAGUUUGUAUGAAAGAUGAAUCUCUUGAACCUUUUCUUUAUAGGUUUAAAUAAAUACAAGAAAAUGUUCUUUUAGUUUCUGUAAGUAAUAUGUGAUCUCGUCAGGGAUAUUGCUCCAGGCGUCAUGUGCUUGUAAAACUUGUACAUACUGUCAGACGAUGGACCGUAAACUGCCCCCUACGUAUUGAAAGCAUCAGCUUCGCAUACAAACAGUUUUUUUCUUGGCUAGGUAUGUGUUUAGAUAGAGAAAAGAGACCUUAAUUUGCAAUAAAGGGUCACCAGUCUGAUUUCAUUUUGGUGCUAUUAACCUUCAGACUUCUCUGUUUUGUACAUUUGAUGUUUUGAACUGAGUGAAAGAAUACAGUGUACUCUCUGGUCAUCAGUAGCUUCAAACUGGCUUGCACUACAUUCAAUUUGCUUUUAUACGAAACUACAUACAAUUUAUAAAAUUAUGAAGAAAAUUGUUGGAAGUGCUGCAAGCCAUGUUGAUAGAUAGUACCUUUCAGUGCAAUAACUUGAUAAUACUCCUGUACUUUUCGUUUACCCUACCAUCACUGCCAAAUUUUCGUGAUAUAUUUUGAAGUAUUGGAUGUGUGAUAUGAUUACUGCUAAUGUGCCUCUUGUGUAGAAGUAAAACAGUAGUAUACCGUCCUUGUAUCAGUGUCUUAUGUACCGUAUAAGCGGCCACAGUUUUGAAGGGUUAUCCUGUGAAAGCCACACUGAUUAGUCAUAAUGGUAACAAUGCUCAACAGGUCAAGAUAGGACAUUAAAGAUUAGUUUGGCUCCAGAUACCAGACGUUCCCUAUAGCUGAGGCACAUUUGAUUCAGUGAUUAGAGACAAAGCUCAAAAUUGCUCAGUUGAUGUUUUUCUUGAUUUUUAUAUUGACUGUACUGUAACUGGUGACUUAAAUCCUCCCUGGUUUUAUCUUGACCUGUUGUUGCGAGUUUCAGCUGUCCUGCAUACUAUACAUCAAUAUUUACCAGCUGAAUGAAAUGUAAGCAGUAAUAUUUAAACAUCACUGUAAACUAUCUUUUGUAUGUUUUCAUUAACCUGCCCACAGAACAGGGCAUGUAUGUUUAUCAUAUCAGCUCUGGUAAAGUUAGGGGAAUUAAAUCUUUGGAAUUGUGUAAAUUCAGUUGUCUGUACUACAUGAAAUGAAUACUCGUUUGGGUUAGCUCAAUUCACAAUGUCUGUAAUUAAUGAGAAUAAAUGAUCAUUUGACA